Messenger RNA from Lepidothrix coronata (blue-crowned manakin), 9523 nucleotides. RefSeq names its product potassium voltage-gated channel subfamily A member 3-like. Gene Ontology annotation, cellular component: voltage-gated potassium channel complex; membrane. NCBI's taxonomy places the organism in Eukaryota, Metazoa, Chordata, Aves, Passeriformes, Pipridae. The record is from RefSeq and is a predicted model, not a curated record. Gene Ontology annotation, molecular function: delayed rectifier potassium channel activity; protein binding. Bases 127 to 1872 code for a protein of 581 amino acids. Gene Ontology annotation, biological process: potassium ion transmembrane transport; protein homooligomerization. The transcript has 2 exons.
CCGGAGGAGUUGACCGGCUGGUUCUCCCUCUCCGCCCGGAGGAGGAGGAAGAGGAGGAAGAAGAGGCUUCGGCUGCCGCCUCUCCGAUCCUCCCUCCCCCCCCUUCCCCUUCCGCCCCACACCUUUAUGGACGAGCGCCGGAGCUUGCUCUACUCUCCCGCUGCCUCCUGCGCCGGUCGGCACCCGCGGGGCGGCUCGAGCAGCAGCCACCACAACCUGGGCUACACCGAGCCCCCCGCCGCCCCCCAGCCCGGCCCCGAGCAGGAGGAGGAGGAGGGCGAAGAAGGGGAGGAAGGCAGCAUGACCGUGGUGGAAGGCGGCGGAGGAGACCCUUUGCUGGAAGAACCGCAGCCUCCUCCCGCGCUGCUCGGGGGGGAGCGCUACGAGCAGCCCCCGGCCCCGGCCCCGCCCGCCGGGCAGCCCGCGGGCGGUGGGGAGCACGAGUGCUGCGAGCGGGUGGUGAUCAACAUCUCGGGGCUGCGGUUUGAGACCCAGCUGAAGACGCUGGCACAGUUCCCCGAGACGCUGCUGGGGGACCCACGGAAGAGGAUGCGCUACUUCGACCCCCUGCGCAACGAGUAUUUCUUCGACCGUAACCGCCCCAGCUUUGAUGCCAUCCUCUACUACUACCAGUCGGGCGGGCGCAUCCGGCGGCCCGUCAACGUCCCCAUCGACAUCUUCUCCGAGGAGAUCCGCUUCUACCAGCUCGGGGAGGAGGCCAUGGAGAAGUUCCGGGAGGACGAGGGUUUCAUUCGGGAGGAGCAGCGGCCGCUUCCCGACAAGGAGUUUCAGCGCCAAGUGUGGCUCCUCUUCGAGUACCCUGAGAGCUCUGGGCCGGCCCGAGGCAUCGCCAUCGUCUCUGUCCUGGUCAUCCUUAUCUCUAUUGUCAUCUUCUGUCUGGAGACCCUGCCUGAAUUCAGGGAUGACCACGACUAUGAGGGAACUGGGGGGACCUUUGGGACGGGCGGUGGCCCACUCCCACCUGAAGUCUUCACCAACUCCUCGUCCUCGGCUGCUUCCAUGGUGUCAUCCUUCACUGACCCUUUCUUUGUGGUGGAGACUUUGUGCAUCAUCUGGUUCUCCUUCGAGCUGCUGGUCCGUUUCUUUGCCUGCCCCAGCAAGGCCACCUUCUCCAAGAACAUCAUGAACAUCAUUGACAUUGUGGCCAUCAUUCCCUACUUCAUCACUCUGGGCACUGAGCUGGCAGAGAGGCAAGGCAAUGGCCAGCAAGCCAUGUCCUUGGCCAUCCUCAGAGUCAUCCGCUUGGUUCGGGUUUUCCGCAUCUUCAAGCUCUCCCGGCACUCCAAGGGGCUGCAGAUCCUGGGGCAGACCCUCAAGGCCAGCAUGCGGGAGCUGGGCCUGCUCAUCUUCUUCCUCUUCAUCGGCGUCAUCCUCUUCUCCAGCGCCGUUUACUUUGCCGAGGCCGAUGACCCCAGUUCGGGUUUCAGUAGCAUCCCCGAUGCCUUCUGGUGGGCCGUGGUGACCAUGACCACGGUGGGCUACGGGGACAUGCAUCCCAUCACUAUUGGGGGCAAGAUCGUGGGCUCUCUCUGUGCCAUUGCGGGGGUGCUGACCAUCGCCCUCCCCGUGCCUGUGAUAGUCUCCAAUUUCAAUUAUUUCUACCAUCGGGAGACAGAAGGUGAGGAACAAGCCCAGUACAUGCACGUUGGGAGCUGCCAGCACCUCUCGUCCAGCGAGGAGAUGAAGAAGGCUCGCAGCAAUUCCACCCUCAGCAAGUCCGAAUACAUGGUCAUAGAGGAAGGGGGGAUCAACCACAGUGCAUUCAAACAGGCUGCCUUCAAAGCAGGCAACUGCACAACCACAAACAAUCCCAACUGUGUGAACAUCAAAAAGAUCUUCACGGAUGUUUAAAAAAAAAAAAAUCCCAAACCAAACAAACAGCAACAAAAACCUGAGGAUGCGGUGAAAUGAUACCAAUAAUAAUAAUAACAAUAAUAAUGCAAAGUGACUGUAUGUCGGUGUUGUGUGGAACAUGCACCAUCGUCGGUCUGUGUGUGCCCUCGUUUUGAUAUGGGUUUUUUUUUAGAUCCUUCCUUUCUAAAGAUCCAAAAAUAAAAGGAUUUAAAAUUCUCCAAAGAAGAGGACGGCUAAAGGGUAACAAGACAAGGAAGAUGAAGACAAACCACACUCACUGUCGAAACAGAUGUUCUGCAACGUGUUGCAGGGCAGCUUUGCUUUGUGGGGUUUCGGGGAUCCUCUCGCUUUGCUCCUGAAUUUCCUCCCCCUUUCCCUGAAGGCAGCGUGGAGCCGAUUUCCCUGCCGUCACAUAAGCUCAGUUGUUGGAUUAACAACCCCGGGCUGGGUGGGGGAAUGAGGAAAACAUGUAGCCCAGAGUACUGGGAGGGGGUUGGGAGGAAAUAACCGUUUAAUUUUGCAGAGAGUCUCUGUUACCACGUCGUUAAACAAUGCUUUAUAUUGAAUCCUGUGAUGUGCCAUUACGGGCACAUCACAGAUUCCAUUUGUUUUUUUCCCAUUAGACUGUUGAUGAAAUUCUAAUCUGGUCAGAGACGGAGUGCAAUCAAUGCUGAUUUAAAUAGAAAAAAACCCCAACCCAGAGCCCUUGUUUUUCGUUCUUAGUUCCCUUCCCGUGUAACCUGAUGGAAUUAUUCCAUCCAAUUUGAUCUGUGCAGAGGGGCUGUGUGUGGGGAGGAGGGAAGGGAAAGGCACAAUGCAAUGGUUUCAGGAGCCGAGAGAGAUGCCAGUGAGGACCAGGGGAUGCAGGAUCAUCUCUGGGCAGCCUCCAAACCCACCCAGCCAGAGACAAAGGGACGUUUCCUCCUUUUUUUGCAACGCUUUUGGGAGAGAUGCAGCCUCUUAUCGCAAGAAGAUUAAAGCGGUGAACACGCCUUCCAGCGGAAGUCACUGAUUCCAACCAGGAGUGAUGCAGUUGCCAUGGCGACCCUGGUUUCCUGGGAAACCCCAAAAGGUUGUCAUGGCAUCCCUGCUCCCAUCCCCCUUGGUCCUUGCUCUUCCUGCAAAAAACCUUUUUCCAGAUGGUUCCAGCCCUGCCAUCCCGCAGGACAUCGUGGCUUCACACCCCCUUCCUGGGCCACGUCCCCUGUGCCCAAUAAGGCCCCCCCAGGCAAUAAACACCUCCAAACCCACCUGUCCCUUGCUGAGGAGCAAUUUUGGCAGGGAAAUUUGGGGAUGGAGGUUCAUCCUGCUCCACCACGAAUGACUCCAAACCCAGUGGGAAACGGUCCUGAGCGGGAAGCUCGGCUGGGAAACCUCAGCAGCUUUGGGAGACAAGGGGGACAGGAGAGAGCAGGACUGAAAAAUAACCAAAAACCCCACCAGGGAAAACUCACCACCUUCAUCUUCACGUGUGCACCAGGGGCCACGGGACAUCUGAAGGGAUCAGAUAACAGAAGACAUUUCAAAAUUACGACCUCCAGGACUGUGUUGAGAAAUAAAACAGCUCCAAGGAAAAGUCAAACAUCCUGGACAUGGUGACCAACGCUGCUGUGGACCAGACUGUCCUCCCCAGUUAAACCCAGUUCAUAUUCCAUAAAUACAUGAAUACCUAUGGAAUAUUUGCCAUCUUAUCCGUGUUUUCUAACAAGUGCUUCAUGUGGAAGGAAACGUCUCUGCAGCCAGAAGAUUGUCUCCAACUCAUGUGCAAUAUAACCAGACUGAGCAAAACCAGGGAAAAAGGAGGAGGGGAGGUGGAAAUUUGGACAUUAUUUCAGUCUGGUUUUAUUAUUAUUUUUUAAAAAAAAUCUCUUGAAAGUUUAAGCAAACAGAAAGGAAACAUUAAGCAGAGCUGCUAAAGCUCAGUCGAAGUGUUUUGCUCGGAGUGGGAGGGAGAGAGGGAAUCCAGUUGCUCUCACUGUUCCCUGCUGAAGGCCACGGGCUGCUCUCAGCUCUUUCUGAAUAAUUUCUGUUCCAUUUUUCUCCCUUUCCUGUAAAUGCCCUUUAUAAGUAGUUCUGUGCUGUACCAAAGGCUGUGAUUUACUUCAAGUCCUUCUUAAGAAAGUAAUGUCUCCAGCAAUGCUGAGGAAAAUUAUGUUGAACAGUCAACAAGUUGUGCCUUGCUUUCAGGAUCACUCCAUGAAAAACUAAGGAAAAAUCAAAUUUCCAGAGGUGGAAAAGGUAUAAAAACAUGAAUCCUGGCUGAUCAUGCUCAUGCUUUGUUUCAUGAGAGCCUGGGUGCCCUUUUCUGCUCUUCCACAGGGAAUAUUAUAGUAUUCCCUCACUUGGGAAGUCCAUUCCUCCUUUGCCCAUUGCUGUUUCGUUUUGCACACUGAGGUUUUGGGUGGCAGGUUUAGAGCUGUGGGUUGCCCGUGCUGGGCAGGGAAGCUGUUAAACCUGGGGUUUCUCUGACCUCACUGCAUUUCUUAGAACUGCACGGAUCAAUGUUAUCCUGGUGCAGCAGGAUAAGUGGUCUGCAAAGGGAUAAAUCAUCUGCAAAGGGAUAAAUGGAAACAGUUGAUGUCCCUCCUGCUUCUGGCUCCCCCCCACUCCCUCUCCAGCUUUAUCCCACCUCCUGAUGCUGCCUCUUCCAUCUUGGAGACUCAAAUCUGCCCAGCACAUACUCAGUCAGAGGAGCAAGGAAAUACUUGGAAGAGUGUUGGAUUUAAGGGUGAAAAUAAUGUUGGUGGGACUCAGAUGAGCACAGGAACCUCUGUGUCUGCAGUGCUGUAAUUCCCUGGAAAUGGUUUGGGAAAUGUUAGUUUGGACUGGAUGGAACCAAGGGAGUUGGAGCUUCCUCUGAAGAAGGGAAUGCUCAAGGGGAGGUAACAGGAGACAGAAUUAUGUCUGUGGAGCAGACUCUUGAGUUCAGGCUGAUGUGUCCAAGGACAAGCCGUGAGGUUUCUACCAGGUACCUGGAAGGUUCAACAAGCACCACUCUGCCUGGAGGCAGCACCAAAACCUGAAUCCUGCCCCCAGCAGAGCUAUUUACCUGCAUUUCACACCAAAUUCCAGGCAGGGGAUGAGGAACAGGAGGCACCUGUGACAUGCUUUGAGGCACAACCUGAGUGGGGAUGCACUUAAAAACAAACACCCUAACUGGAAGAAAGGCUCUGAAAUGGGAAACCUUUGGAAUAUUCAUGGCAAAGCAAACCUACUGUCUUCCUCACGUGUCUCCUCUCCUUGCAGAAGAGCUUUGAAGACAAACAGGAUCCAAGCAGGUUCAGGCUGGGAUUGCUCUGGACUUGCAGAAGAAGUCACCUUCCUUUUUGGCUGGCUGAGCCCCACAUGCAAACUCCAGUUGAAAUUCAGGUUGAGAAAUUCUCCUAAGGUUGAGAAAUGAUGUAGUUCUUAAAAGGAAUGCAUCAACUUUGGCGAAGCUGCAUUUAUUUUGUUUGUUUUUCUAAUCACAGAUAAUUCCUUGGCUUGAACUCCUGCUCCUGUCAUGGCAUCGUUGGUGGUGGAGACCUUGUUCGUGGGAGAAGGGCUGGGGGGCCCAAAACCAGGAGCCUCUGGGGGCUACAGGGUGAGCAGAAUGGGCUGAAAUGGCAAGAAAAGAAAGAAAAAGUGAUAAACCCAGCAGUUUUAGUCAAUGUAAUGAGUUGGGGAAUGAAGAGCAGAUAUAGAUCUGGCUCUCAGUGGGACAUUGCUCCUCUUGCUCUUCCCAGCAUGGUACAAACCUGGUGGCCCUGGGGCUGAAUGAAUGAGAGAGGGCUGGUGCUGCUGGCACUGGGAUUUAUUGUGGGUGGGUUGGGGAGCAGGAACGCUGUAGGAGCCCAUGGAGCAGGUCCCUGAGCUGGGCUGGGGAACAGAAAUACUGGAAGGGCCCAUGGAGCGGGUCCUUGAGCUGGGCUGGAGAGCAGGAAUGCUGUAAGAGCCCAUGGAGCAGGUCCUUGAGCCCAGGGAGAUGAGCUGGGGGUGCCAAGGUUCCACGGGGAUGCCAGAGAAUCCCAGAGGUGAAACAACCCCCGGUGGGAAAUGAAUCUGCCUGCACAAAUCAGAGCUGAUUAGAGCAGUGGCUCUCAUUAACUCCAGUUUGGCCCUGCCCUGCCCUGCCCUGAGGGGUGAUGGGGAGAGGGAGCUUCUCCAUGGGAUCCUCCAGCAAAUUUCCAUGCUGGCAAUUCCCCGUGGAUCUGGAAGGGCCUGCGAGUGGAUUGCAAAGCUUUCCAAACCUCCCUCCCAAGCAUCCCUCCCUGUCACUGCAGAGAAAAACUGUCCACCCAGCUUCCUGCAUCCCUCCAGCACCAAAAUUAAUUAAUGCUCAGACCAUAAAAACUCUGAGACCUAAAAAAACCCCUUAAAGAAAGACCAGGAAAAGUGCCCAAUGUUUGGAGGGUGAGGGCUGAGCCUGUUUCCAUCACUGGGAAUCCCAAAUAACCACAGAUCUCCCUCCCCAGUUGCCACAGAGGGAGCUGCUGGCAGCUGGGGCAGGUGGGAGCUGGGCGUUUCUGGGACAUGUCACCUCCAAAACUCCUAAGGAGCUGCAAAACAUAUUUGUCUGCAGCCUCCCUGCAGCGUGAUGGGUUUGUAGUGAGAUCUUGACCUGCAAAGGAGACUGAACAAAAGCUUCUGCAACUCUGAAAUCAUGAGAGACUGGUCCAAAACCCACUUUUCUACCACGCUGAUGGGUUUGGGCUGCAAACAGCCAAAGCCCCCAUAGAGGGGGCUUUGCCCACGGAGAUAAUGACAUAUUAACAGGGGGAGAUUGAUUUUCUGGAUUGCAACACAGACCUGGAUCUUGGGAAGCCCUGGUCCCAAAGGUGUUAUAUUUAGUUUCUUUUGGAACAUGAUCUAGUAGCCCUUAAAAUGGGGGAUAGAAUGUAUCGGUACUAAAGUUAUUUUUAUUUUUGAGCUUUUUUAUGGGGGGGUGUGUGUGUCUGUAACAUGAUUAUACCUCGUCUGUUUUCAACAGCCACUUGUUUAAGUGUCUCUGUUAUGGCUCAAAAACGUAUUUUGAUGAUUGAAGGUGUGGGAAAAACCAGAUCCCUUCACACAGUUGGGUUGGUGCGUCCCAACCACCUCACAGACAUCUUACACCAGUGACAAUCUUGCCAAAUUCCAACCUUUUCUCCGUGUUGUACAUACGGGUGUUGACGUCGCUCCAUCCCAUCGGGUUCCUUUUGCUUGAGCCAGCUGGUUGUUGAUGUGCUUUUUUCACAAUUACUGAGAGUUUGAUAGCCUUUAACUGUCAGUCCAGUGUAUUAAUGUGUGUUGCCACCACUCUGACUCCAGCCUCGUGCAUCCCAAAGAUAACCAUCGUAGCAGGGCAGCCGCGUGGAAACGUCGCUGGGAGCGGAGGGCUGGAUUUGGCAGGGGAAGGCAAAUUAAAAAUGUAUCCAGCCGAUUAAAAAAAACAAAAAAAGGAGCGAUUUAAUGAUGGCUGACAUCAAGAGAAGAUCCAAAAAAUAGCGUGCUUUGAUUCCCAUAAUCAUCCGAAGGCAGGCAGCUCAUCUUUAUUCAUAGUCCUUCAAAGCCCUGCUCCCAGACGCUGUGAGAGCAUCUCGGAGCUGUCGUGCCUUGGACGUGCUCUUUAGACUCUGAACAGGCAGAUAUUUCUCCUCUGUGCCCAACACAGCGAAAGGCUGAGCACCAACCCUUUCCCCAUUUAAUUUUAGAGCUCUGCUGUUGGCUCCAUCCUGCUGGAGAGGCAGGAAAAGCUGAUCUGGGGAGCGGGGCUGGUGUAGGGUCAUGAAAAGCAGCUUGUUUUUAAUGCCUUGUUUUAAGCUGUUUUAAGAAGGCAGCAAAAUUAGAAAGGGAAAGAUCUGAGUGUUUAAGGGCACUAAGGAAGGCUCUGGGGCCAUAGCACAGGGAUGGGGCUUAGAGGAGUGGCUGGAACAGGCUGUCAGAGGCAACGAGGAAAUAAUUGUGAGGCUGCUUUGCCCUGAUGGAUCUGGGGGGAAAAGUCAGGAUUUGGUGAGGCCCUGGCACAGGUUGCACCGAGAAGCUGUGGCUGCCACAUCCCUGGAAGUGUUCAAGGCCAAACUGGAUGGAUCUUGAAGCAACCUGGUCUAAUGGAAAAUGUCCCUGCCCAUGGCAGAGGGUAGAACAAGGUGGGAUUUAAGGCCCCUUCCAACACAAAACUAGUCUGGGAUUCUAUUAAGUUAUGAUUCUGUGGUUCCUGCAGUCCCAUCCCAGACUCCAGCCUCUUUCCACAGGUGCUGCAACCCCCCCCCACCCCAGGACUGACAUCUCAGAAAACAGCCCUAGACCACGUUGGAAGUUUCAUUCCCACACACACUUGGGUGUUUUCUGAGACAGGUGUUCAAAUGCUGUCAUUGCUACUGAAUCCUUUUAAAAUUAAGGGAUUUCUGAGAUACAGUGCUCCUCACUCUCCUGCUUUUCUUUUCAUUGCUCAGAGUCAGCUGGAAGGCACAGAGUCAUCCCUCAACGUGAGGUUAAAGUCCUGUAGCAGCCCUGGUUGAAUUAAAUUACACAUUUCUAAUCCCAGUAUUUUCAUCCACCAGCCUCUGAUACAGGUAUAUUAUGCUUCUUUUUCCCAUUUUUUCUGCUUUCUCCAAGAUUACAUCAUCAGGUUUUAAAGGGAAUGGCCUGAGAUACCUCUGACCCUGCCUGGUGUUGUCCAUAACACAUCAGCUCUGACCAUUGCAAGGCCGGGCACUGAUGCUGGUUUUAAGUCCAUUUAAGUCCCUCCUGUUCCAGAGGAUGAUUUUGGAGCAGGACAAUUUACCUGGCAAUGCUCAAGUCAUUGAUAGAGCUGGAAUUGUGAGUCAAGUGGUAUUAAGGGGAAAUGGAGUCAGGAAGGGCCUGAGAUACAAUAUGGUUUUAAUACAAGAUGAUGUGUUUGCUGCCACGUUCCUUAGGCUGCUGUUGAUGUGCUGGAAUUGGACUUCGUUGUCCAAAUUGCUCAGGUUUUGCAGGAAAAUCCCCCUCUCUGCUGAGAGUCAGGUCUUCUCAUGUUGCAAUUUAGAAUUUUUCAAGAGAACAGGCUCUUAAUUCAUCACCUGAGACCCCAAAACAUGGCAAAAGGUCGCAUUGACCUCCAGCACAGCAGCAGCUCGUGUUUCUUAAUUUCCCAUCCUGUUUUCAUGGAAUGGAGAUGGCUGGAUAUAAUUUUGACUUUGCUUUCCCUCCUUCACAUGUGCAACUGGGUAAUGCUGAGAUGCUUUCCAUGCCUGUCUCAACUGGACAUACACUGGGUGUAUUAACAGUGAAAUAUUGUGAAAUUCAGUGUAUGGGACUGAAAAACGAAACUCUUCACUAAAUCCUGACUCAUCUGGUGCCACAGGAACAAUGCAAUUUGGGACUGGAGGUGUUAAACGCAGUCUUGUUACUCUGAGUUAAUUUUAAACUCUGGUUUUGCCAGUGAGCUGUGUUCCAAUAGUUUAAAACUUGGGUUUUUUUGAUACCAGUCUGAUGCUAAACCAAGCUGCUGCCUCCCGUUGUCCUGGUGACUCCACCGUGGUGUGGACCUUGUGUUCAGUUACCAGUAAAAAAAAGUGAUUUUUUUUUUUUUGGUCAUGUGGAUUUUUUUACCUGAUGUUGAAUUUAUUUUUUUAAUGGUGUUUUUUUUCUCAUUAGAACUUGAAACUGUUAUUUCAUACACAAACUUCAAUAAAAUGGCUGAAACACA